This is a messenger RNA of Fulvia fulva, 606 nucleotides long. RefSeq lists its product as uncharacterized. The coding region runs from base 1 to 606 and encodes 201 amino acids. The record is from RefSeq and is a predicted model, not a curated record. The transcript has a single exon. NCBI's taxonomy places the organism in Eukaryota, Fungi, Ascomycota, Dothideomycetes, Mycosphaerellales, Mycosphaerellaceae.
AUGACCGAUUCAGACACGUCGCAUAGUCAAACACUCCCGCCUCCGAGGCCUGCCUCCGUGCACAGCCACUACAGCUGGGCUACCGACAACCUUCCCGAUGAUGCCGACAGGACCUACGACGCGGCAAGUCAUACCAGCGACAUCGGCUCUGAAAGGUCCGCGCAGUACAACGCACAUCCACAUAGCGAUCAGGAUAUGCAUGAAGAACUUGAGGCAUUGCGACAAGAGAAUCGCCGCCUUCGAGAUCUGCUGAUAAUCGCGAACGCCAGGAACUGGCAGUACAUGGCUCGUGAGCGAGAGCUGCUACACAGGAUCCACAACCAACCACUAGGGUUUGGGCCAGAUAUCGACGGCGACGGCAUAGCACACGUUUUCUCGACGGCAGGGGAGUAUGGCUGGGAAGGACAAAUACCGAGACACAGAAUGCAUGCCGCACCAUACUCUCCCAUCGUGGUUCGGGAGCAUGAUGGAGGACCUUCUGAGCCUGCGCAGGAAGAUCGGAGGACUACGUUUGAGUCGUUGGAAGCUGCAUUGGGCUAUGUCACAUUUGGGGUGAGCAUUGUUUGGGUCGUAAGCAGUGUAAUGUUCCUAGUUUCCUCUUUUUGA